AGUUGCAUAAAGUCGUUUGGGGAGAAACAAAUUAAUGCGACCAUUUCAAAGCGGGGUUCUCGCAAUUUCCAGCCCCACCCCCAUUCUCCUGCCCCUUCUUCUCCCUCAUCCCGCGGAGCGAGGACGAUGGCGAUGCUAGAGAGCAUCGUCGGCCUCUCCCUCCUUAUGCUGCUUCUGAUCCUCCUCCUCCUCCUUCUUGCCUGCAAACCAUGGCGCUUCUUCCUCUCCCGCUCCUCCCGCGCCCGCCCGAUCAAGGUUGGUGAUCUAGAGAGGCCUCUUGUUUCAGAGGAUUUGGAUCUGGUUCAAAGCCAAGGCGACGAAUCAGCAAGAAAUUCUGUUUUAGAGGGGUCAUGUCCUCAAACUGAAGGGCAUUUCAGUUCACCCCGAACUCAUGGCCUUGUUCAUAAACAGAGGCUUCCCUCUGCAGCCCCCCAUUUGGUCCAAGGUGAAAGCUUGGUUCUAGAUCUCAUUUCUGACCCUCCCGAAGAAGUUUUUGUUGGUCAGACGCUGAAACGCCCAGUAAAAAUAUUCUCAGCUGAGGAACAAAAACCUGUUAAAAAGGAAGAUUUAAGUUAUGACUUGAAAGUUGGUAUUGAAAAUGAUAGAUUUAAAGCAUUUGUGCCCAAGGACAUUAAAGAUCAAAGAAGCAGCCUCACCCUGGAGGUUAUCUCUGGACCUUCUUGUGGGCUUCGUUGUUCUGUACAGUCAACAAAUACUUCCAGGCUUCCAUUGACUCUUGGAAGGGUUUACCCAAGUGAUCUAUUACUAAAGGAUUCAGAAGUUUCUGGGAAACAUGCAUUAAUAAGCUGGAAUUUGAAUAAACUGAAAUGGGAGCUGGUGGACAUGGGUAGUCUAAAUGGCACACUCUUGAAUUCUCGGGCAAUACACCAUCACGAUUCUGGGAGUAGACACUGGGGCGAUCCAAUUGAGCUUGCAAAUGGAGACAUAAUAACUCUUGGCACAACUUCAAAUGUUUAUGUCCAAAUAACAUCACAUACUGAGCGUCAGAUUCCCUUUAGAGUAGGAAUUGCUGCAGAUCCCAUGGCUUUGCGUCGAGGGGCAAAAAAGCUUCCUAUGGAAGAUGUGUGCUUUUAUCACUGGCCUUUAUAUGGGAUUGAUCAGUUUGGACUGUUUGGUAUCUUUGAUGGACAUGGUGGAGCAGAGGCUGCCAAAUCAGCUAGCAAAAUUAUGCCCGAGAUAGUUGCUACUAUCCUGUCUGAUCCACAGAGAAGGGAAAGGGUUUUAUCACUAUAUGAUGCUUCAGAUGUCCUUAAGGAUGCAUUUUCUCAAACUGAAGCAUGCCUGAAUCACCAUUAUGAGGGUUGUACGGCAACAGUGCUUUUGGUUUGGGCUGAUGGUCAAGAAAAUUUCUUUGUGCAAUGUGCAAAUGUUGGGGACUCAGCCUGUGUAGUUAAUAUUGAUGGAGAACAGAUUAAGAUGACAGAAGACCAUAAAAUAACUAGUUAUUCUGAAAGGCUUCGCAUCAAAGAAACAGGAGAACCAUUGAAAGAUGGGGAGACACGUCUGUGUGGCAUAAACCUUGCUCGGAUGCUUGGAGACAAAUUUUUGAAACAACAAGAUUCCCGUUUCAGUUCAGAGCCUUAUAUAAGUCAAGUUGUACAUAUGGAUCAAGCAAGCAGGGCGUUUGCACUCUUGGCAAGCGAUGGCUUAUGGGAUGUUAUCAGCAUUAGGAAGGCAACUCAGCUUGUCCUUCAGAUGAGGGAGCGAUAUGCCACGGAAAAAGAAAAUUCAACUGAGAAGAUUGCGAACUAUUUGUUAAGUGAGGCUAGAACGCUGCGUACAAAGGAUAACACCUCUAUAAUAUUGUUAGAAUUUGACACCACGGCUAGAAACUCCUGUAAAUUCGAUUCUUAGAAAAUGAACAGAAAUGGUUUAGUUUUACAAGUUUUAUAAUUUUAUUUUAUUUUUGAAAA
Molecule: messenger RNA, 1934 nt
Organism: Malania oleifera
Lineage: Eukaryota; Viridiplantae; Streptophyta; Magnoliopsida; Santalales; Ximeniaceae
Product: protein phosphatase 2C 70
Exons: 13
Coding region: 127-1875 (582 amino acids)
Biological process (GO): protein dephosphorylation
Molecular function (GO): cation binding; protein binding; protein serine/threonine phosphatase activity
Source: RefSeq, a predicted model, not a curated record